AAGCCAGCUUCUGGCCCAAGAAGCGGAGGCCUUGGCCCCCCCCCACCGCAGAGGCAGCCCCGCAAGCCAUGGGGCCUGCGGGCCCUGGCCGUGCUGGCCCCGCGGCCGCCACUCUGAGCCUCGAGUACGGCCCGCCGAGGCCGCCCGCGGGGGCGCGGCUGCUGCCCCAGCCGCUCGGGACGGGCGCGCGCGGCUGCGCAGCCGCCUACGGCGCCGCUCCGGCGGUUCCCGCGCCGGCGCUGCAGAGGCGGGGCAGGAGGAGGAUCGACGUCUUCUCGGUGGCCGCGGCGCUGUUCUUGCCCUGGGCACUCUUCUGUGCUGCGUGCGCCGUGGUGUCGUUCUCGCUGCGGUACCAGCAGCCCGUCCUCGCGCGCGGCAUCACUGGCCUGCUCCUGCUGCCGGUUGCCGUCGCCGGCGUCUACUCUGUGAGGGAGAUCACGGGCAUGCUGAGGGAGCGCGCAGGCAGGGCGACCUGGGCCAUCUUCCUCUUCCUGGCCAUGCUGCUGGCGUGGACUCUCGGUGUCCAGUUCGGCAAUUACAUCUACACCCUGUAUCUGAGGCCGUUUUACGACAUCGACGGCCUCCACGCUUAUGCUCAUGUCGACCCAUCGAAAUUCCGCGGCCAGCAGCUCAUGGACGCAGGGCGCAUUGUCUUCACCAGAGACGCCCGCCUGGACGUGCGCCGAUCCAUGGGCUUCAAGAAUCAGGACACGUAUUGUGCGGCGCCGAUCACUGUUGGGAACGAGAAUGUGACAUUCAAGGAGCUGCCAUCCUAUGAUUUCUGGGCUGUGGGCUUGAAUUGCUGUGGGGAGAAAGGGGAUUUCACGUGCGGAGAGUACAAUAAUCCUGAUGCGCACGCUGGCCUCCGGUUGAUGCGCGACGACCAGCGGAAAUUCUUUCGCCUCGCAGUGCAGCAGGCAGAGUCGGCCUUCAACAUCAAGUCCGUCCACCCCGUUUUCGUGCACUUUAUGCAGGACCCGUUGGCGGAGGCGCUGUCCUACCAGGAAGGGGGCCUCAGAUGCUACUUCGUGGGUCUGUGCUUGCACUUUCUGCUGCAGCUCUCCCUGGUCGCCGUGGCCGUCGCCCUCUUCCAGAGGUUGGACAGCCAGACCGCCACCCUUGACCAGGGGCGCGGUGGCUGCAUGCAGGCCUCCGCAAAGACGGUGCUCCUGUGAUGCUGAUGCGGAUCCCUGACGCGGUCCGCGCGGGGGGCUUUGUGAGGGACGCAGGCUGCCGCCCAAUCAGACAGGCCGCGGCCAGGUUAUGGUGCCUUGGGCAGUCGAGGUUCCGCACUCUCGCCUCCGGCCUGUCUGGUCCGCGAUUCGCCUCUCCUCGUGUGCUUCCCUGCCGUGCGAGGUGUCACAUGUACAGCCGCGCACAUGUAUUCAAGAUUCGGAUCGCACGCGUCGCCCAAGAGCGGCGUUGGUGGCCGUGCAAUGUUCACGACCACACUCCUGCGGCCGUCCAUUAAGAGACGGACCGCUGUGCGCAGGCGCGCCAGGUUGCGAUCGAAGGGUUUCGCCAGGGCAUCUUGGCAGGCGGCUUUGUCAUGAGGA
This is a messenger RNA of Prorocentrum cordatum, 1556 nucleotides long. Lineage: Eukaryota; Dinophyceae; Prorocentrales; Prorocentraceae. The record is from the annotation of a GenBank genome assembly.